Molecule: messenger RNA, 2490 nt
Organism: Bombyx mori (domestic silkworm)
Lineage: Eukaryota; Metazoa; Arthropoda; Insecta; Lepidoptera; Bombycidae
Gene: BORCS6
Product: BLOC-1-related complex subunit 6
Exons: 2
Coding region: 285-1019 (244 amino acids)
Biological process (GO): lysosome localization
Cellular component (GO): BORC complex
Source: RefSeq, a predicted model, not a curated record
AUUUGUUUUAUUUUGUCUAUUUAGUGUUUCUUCAGGUUUAAAUGUGUAAUAACGGUGGUUUAUUAACUGUUUAGUAUCUGUGAAAGUGCACAAAUGUGGAAAAAAGAAACAAAGCCGCAAAACGUAACUUCUGGGGAUCCUCCGAAAAAAAAAGGAAAUUACUGGUGGUUGGACCUAUUGUGAGUCCGCACGGCAAUCCAUUGAAAGGUACUACAUAAUCAUCACAACUUUAUUACUUAAUACAAGAUACUGCUUUAUCGUAAAAGAAGAAUACAUACCAAAUAAUGUCUGAAAACACUGAAGAACUCACAACCCCGACAGAAGAAAAAUGUACCAAAGAAACACUAAAAAAUCAAGAUGAAAUGGAUGAAAAUGCGAUAUCUCGAAUGACUGCUUCAUACAGCGAAAUAUCCUUUCACUCCGAUCAGGUACAACCAGAUACCCAGGGAAAAACUGCAGGACCAUCUAGACCUUAUGAUUUGCCAUCAGAAAACCGUAAGCAAGAUAAAUUACCGUUAGACAUGGACGGUCAUGUGAGGUAUGAAGGUGAAAUGACCCAUUAUGUUGCAGAUGAUUUAGAGUUUAAAAUCAAACUAUCAAGUCCAGUUGCUAAAAAAGGAGAAACACCUGUUUUUGGUAGUUCCAGCGCAUCACGUUCCAGCACACCUUCAGGAAAGCUAUACAGACAGAUUUUGGCUCCUCAGAUAGGUCAAAUAGACAUCACAGUAUUACAUGAUCUUGAACAUGAAGCUCAAAAAAUUGCUCAAUCAGUUGAUAAUUUAAUUGAAAACUUGUCUAGUAUUUUGCAUUCAAAUUCAUCACUUACUGCUGAAAAUAUGGAUGUUUAUAAGGAUGCAGUAGGUAAGACUUGCGAUGCAAUGGACAAUAACAUCAAGAGUAUGUAUACAAUACUUGCAAAAGGUGAAGAAGUGUCACAAGCUAUGAUCCCUGUACAAGCUCAGGCAACAAGGAUAGCAGAGAUAAAGAGACUGUUACAGUUAUUUGAAAAUAAUUUCUAAUAUUGUAAUUCUAAUUGUGUACAUAUUUUUAUUAAGUAGACUGUCAGAUAUGCUCAUGAUCCAACUGGUGUUCAGUAUUUACCUUAGCUUAUAGACAUUAGAAACAUGAGUACCAGAGACCCACAGAUGAGGCGUAAGGUGGAAGUCUCAACAGAAAUGUAUUAUGUUUCAAUCGCUAUAUUACAAUGAAAUAAUCUUGGUUGUGUGGUAUCUGAUAGUUAGAAAGUCGUAGAUAAGGAUCCUGCUACUACAGAUGUGUUUAAUAGCUCUACAGACUAUUGUCAUUGUAGGACUACAGACCAAAUCUCUAUGUAUCUUGCACUUUUUUACAAAUAGUUCACUAAUAGUGUCAUGCUACCACAUGUUUGGCACAGUUGUCAAGAAUGAUAGUGUUAAAACAAAUAAUAUAUUAAAUAUUUAAAAGUAUUAUGUCAUUAAUUGUACACACGCCUAUCAGAAUGACAUUGUACAUAACUUUGUUCAAAUGUGGUAAGAAUGAAUUAUACUUGACCUUAUACAGGGUGUCCCGUAAGUUGUAGACAAACAUAAAGACAUUAAUAUCUAAGAAAAACACUUAAAUUUAUUGUCCUAGGUAUUUUACUUGUGAGGUUAUGGAUUUUUUUAAUAUUACAAUGAAGUUUUGCGAUAUACACACAAUUUAACAUUUAAAAAAAUUGAUUAUCAUGCUUUUGUUAUUUUAUGUAGUUAUGCAUUGGGCUUCCUAAUUAAAUCAAUAUUUAAGAAUAAUUAUUAGCAACAUGAAAAUUAAACAGCAAUAGAUGUGCAAUUUUUACAUUUAAAAGCAUUCUAAGUGAUUUUUAAACAAAACUGGUAUAAAAAAAUUUACUAUAGCCCUGUAGAACUUAAUUUAAAAAACAACUUGGUACACUAAUACCAUUUUCAUGUUCCUGAAAUUUUAUCUUAAGUAUAAUUUUAAUUAGAAAGCCUAAAUCAUGCUUAAUUACCUAGGACAAAAAAUUACAAAAGCAUAGUAAUGGAUUUUGUAUUUAUUUAUUUUGUGUACAUUGUAUGACAAUUUCACUUUAAAACAUAAAAAAAUCCACAACUUUAAAACUGCAAGACCUAAGAUAAUAGAUUUAAGUGUUUUUCUUAAAUAUAAAUUUCUUCUAUUCCACAUAGCUCGUUGGUCCACUUAUGGGACACCCUCUAUACAUAGUUUUAGUUAAGCAUAAACCUAUAGUGAUCAAUAAAGAUUAUUAGUUUAUUUCUUAUAAUAUAAUUUCUUUGGUAACAUUUUUAUAGCUAAUGUAUAAUCGCUAUAUAAAAUUUAACAAACUUUUUCAUAAAUUUAUAUUAAUAUGUAUGUAGUAUGUACAUAAAUAAAUUAUUUAAGAAUAAAAUUUGAAAUAACAAAUUCAGUGUUCACGGUUCUUAAAACCGGUAACUACUUUACAACAGGUGGGUUGCAAGCUAGUUUACUAUCUACACAAUAAAUAAUACAAAAACCUUA